This is a messenger RNA of Helobdella robusta, 315 nucleotides long. RefSeq lists its product as hypothetical. NCBI's taxonomy places the organism in Eukaryota, Metazoa, Annelida, Clitellata, Rhynchobdellida, Glossiphoniidae. The transcript is spliced from 4 exons. Bases 1 to 315 code for a protein of 104 amino acids. The record is from RefSeq and is a predicted model, not a curated record.
AUGGCGCGGGCUUUAGCAAAAAUGGUAACUCAUGUGUCACAUCUAGGAGCGUCUAGAGAAGAAGAGUCGCAUUUCAUAAUUUUAUUUGAACAUGUUUAUGAUGCCAGCAAUAAGGUAAGAUGUUGGAGAACAUUUUGCGGUCGCUUAGCGGCUUUUGAAGAUUGUGUGGAAAGUGUCCAGGAGUUGUUUGAAGUUUUUGCACGGGUUGUUUUGAAGAAAUUGUUGUCGGGUCAGGCGGUUAAAGGUCGCUGGGUCAAGUGGAUGUUGAGGAACAUUGAUUUAGAGAUUUGCAGGUUGUUCUGCGGACUGUUGUGA